AUGAACGCGAUGGAAACCGACGAAGUCUCCGUGGUUCUACCACCCACAACGACUUCUGGCUUGGCUCUUUCAUUACAUCCUCUACCGAUAUUGAAUAUAUCAGAACAUUUGACGAGGCUGAAGCUCCAACAGAACAGGCCAGAUCCGUUUGUAUUAGGCGCCCUGCUUGGCACGCAGAAUGGACGUGAGGUUGAAAUCGUGAACACUUUCGAACUUGCAGUUGUCGGCGAUGAUAUAAGCCUGGUUGACCAUGAAUUUCUUGUCUCGAGACGCGACCAAUACAAACAGGUGUUUCCAUCACUCGAGUUUAUAGGAUGGUACACAGUAACAACGAAGCCAACAAUGCAGCAUAUCGCUCUGCAUGACCAGUUCACGACAUACUGCUCGACGCCUCUCUUAUUGAUAUUGCAACCCAGCCUUGUAUUAACCUCUAACAGUGGCGACGCGCAUGCUCAGACUCUCCCUCUCAAGGCAUACGAACCAACUAUCGAACUUCGGGAUCGUAAAUCCCGUUCAGUGUAUAUCGAAGUACCGUAUAAUGUUGAGACCGGAGAAGCCGAGCGCAUCGCAGUGGAUUGGACAGCUAGAGGUGGAGGAAGUGGUACAAGUCUGGAAUCGCAUUUGCAGACCCAAAGGUCUGCCGUGAAAAUGUUACACGAGCGAAUUUUGAUUCUCAUUAAAUAUCUAACGGAUGUCAUUGGAGGUCAAGCACGCCCCGAUCAGAGUAUCUUGAGGUCUUUGUCUGCCCUUCUUGCUUCAUUACCAGCAACGGAAAACAAGCAUUUCCGAGAAGAGUUCGACACCGAGUAUGAAGAUGUUCAAUUGACUGCUUUCCUUGCCUCUUUGACGAAGUCUACAAAUAUUCUCAAUGAUCUUGUUGAUAAACACCUAGUGCUGACUGCUGGUAAAGAUGAAAGAGGGGGGCCUCGAAGGAGAAUAGGAAGACAAGGUGCUCCGGGUGAUUGGGAUCGCUUCCAUUGA
Psilocybe cubensis is the source of this 981-nucleotide messenger RNA. RefSeq lists its product as uncharacterized. Gene Ontology annotation, cellular component: COP9 signalosome. The coding region runs from base 1 to 981 and encodes 326 amino acids. The transcript has 9 exons. Gene Ontology annotation, molecular function: protein binding; metallopeptidase activity. Gene Ontology annotation, biological process: protein deneddylation. The record is from RefSeq and is a predicted model, not a curated record. NCBI's taxonomy places the organism in Eukaryota, Fungi, Basidiomycota, Agaricomycetes, Agaricales, Agrocybaceae.